AGUCGACGCGCUCGUUCGGUCGCGCCGCCCGCGCUCAUGUUGCGCGCCUCCCGCCAAAACGUAACUUUUUAAAGAGCCCCGACCACUAGACCACAUGACACAGACGGCGAGAUCGCGACCCGAUGAACAGGAACGAUGAAACGCAGGAAAAAUGACACAGACAGUCUCGCUGCUGAAAUUCAUAAAAAUACCCAAGAAGCUGCAACGCAGACGUAGUGUGUAAUGGUAUAGGGAACAAACACUGCCACUGAAGUGCCUUACGAUAAUCCAACGACAAAAAACACGUAGUGAAAAUAAUAAAAAAUUAAAGUGGUGCUCGGUUACAAUAAUAUAGUAGACGAAAUAAUGUUAGUGGACGAAAAAGAACAGAUCACACUUAAGACUUAAGCGUUUACAAUGUUAGACGUUUUUCGCGGUUUAAAGAAUCUUAUUAAAGUGAACUAUGUACACAUCGAUUCGCCUGUAUUCCGCCUGCAUUACUCUAUAACGGUGAUAUUACUGAUAUCCUUCAGUCUCAUCGUUACGACUAGACAAUACGUGGGUAACCCGAUAGACUGCAUCCAUACUAAGGACAUUCCUGAAGACGUUCUCAACACUUACUGUUGGAUCCACUCCACGUACACGCUCAAGAGUUUCUUCAACAAGAAGGUGGGUGUCGAGGUCCCGUACCCGGGCAUCGGGAACAGCCGCGAGAAAGGGAAGGAAGAUAUGAGCGACAGGAAGAUCUACAAGUACUACCAAUGGGUGUGCUUCUGCCUGUUUUUUCAGGCUAUGCUGUUCUACGCUCCCCGGUGGCUGUGGAAGUCGUGGGAGGGAGGCAAGAUCAGGGCCCUCAUGAUGGACCUGGACGUGGGCGUGUGCACCGAGAUCGAGAAGAAGACCAAGAAGAAACUGAUCCUGGACUACCUGUGGGAGAACCUGCGCUACCACAACUGGUGGGCGUACCGAUACUACCUGUGCGAGGGUCUCGCUCUUGUCAAUGUUAUAGGGCAAAUGUUCCUCAUGAACCGGUUCUUCGACGGGGAGUUUAUGACCUUCGGGCUGGACGUCAUCGCGUACAUGGAGUCCGACCAGGAGGACAGAAUAGAUCCCAUGAUUUACAUAUUUCCAAGGAUGGUAAAAUGUACGUUAUUCAACAAAUUCGGCUCAUCAGGCGAGGUGGAGCGCCACGACGCACUUUGCAUCUUGCCACUGAACGUUGUGAACGAGAAAAUCUACGUCUUCCUCUGGUUCUGGUUCGUCAUCCUCGGAUUUCUCACCUUCAUCACGUUGCUGUAUCGGCUCGUCAUCAUCUUCUCUCCUCGGAUGCGGGUCUAUAUGAUGCGCAUGCGGUUUCGACUAGUCAGAAGGGACAACGUCGACACGAUAGUGAGAAGAAGCAAAAUGGGCGAUUGGUAUCUACUGUAUAUACUCGGGGAGAAUCUGGACUCCGUAAUAUUCAGGGACAUAAUGCACGAAUUCGCAAACAAACUGAACCACAAUUACCAGCACCACAUUCACGGAGUGCCAGACGCGUGACCUCCGAUCCCCGGGUGGGUGUUCCACACAUGACUAACGUCGUUGCAGCGUGACAUGGACCCGCCCGUCUAAAGCGCUACAGUGUUGUUUAGUCACAAGGGACGAGAACAAAUCUCUUUGUUUGACUAAGCAAUAGAAGUGCGGGCCUAGUACGCUGCCUUGCGAUACCCUGCCUAUUUCGGACAAUACUAGGGAGUGUAAAGACUUCUGGUGCGAUAUUAUCCGUAAUCGUAAGAAUCGUAACAGUGCAAUUCUAAACACGCAAUAAUAGUUUGUACUUAAUCUUUAAGAAUGUGAUCUCAGGAUGAAUCCUAUCGAAGGCCUUUGAAAAGUCAGCGAUGACGGCUACACCGUUAGAGUAUCUAGUGUUCAACUUUUAGAAGUAUUUUAUUAAUAGAUUCGCUGCUCGUAGUGAUUGAUAAAACAGCUUUCUUCUUUUCGAUUCUAGCUAAUAAUGAAUGUAAGCACACGGAUAGCACACAACUUAUCAUUUAUACACAAUAUCUCACCAAUUUACCAAAGAUUUAACAGACCAAUAAAGCAAUAUUAAAUAUUAAAAAUAUGAUAGUGUGGUAGAUAUACACAAGUAAGAUUCCAAAAGCGAAAAAAUCUUAUGAAUUUUUCCCUUUUUUCCUUCGUAACUAUUGUUCGUGUAUACUUUUGCGUGCCAAAAGACAUUUGACAAUAUGUAAUAAAGUAUCACUACUUUAAUUUAUUUACUUAAAUGAAAUAAAUUGACGAACUAGUAUUCUCCUACUUUCGAUCAAGCCGAAUUGAGAUUAUUUUCUUCGAUUAUAUCAUUUCCAAUAUCGUCAGAUUCAGUUGUCAUUAUAUUAUCUAAAAAACAUUACAGUUUUCCAAAUAAAUGUUACUCAAUACAAUUUCUAUAAUGUUAUUACCAAAUUUGUUGAAAUAUAUUCAAUAUGUCAAUUUGACUCUUUUCAACAAGUUGCUGCAUGAACUUUUUAAAUCUGAAUCUGAUUCUAGUUUUAAGAAAGAUGUAUUGAAAGGAACUUAGUUGUGCCUAAUUCGUUACCUCGUGCUAGACGAUGAUAUUGUUGGAAAUUGUUGUGUUCGUAUGGAUAUUGAUAGAUGAUGUGUAUAAUACAUUCUUGAGUCAAAUGAGCAUUUAAUAAUUUAAUUGUGAAUAUGUUUGAAAGUUAUACAUACAUUCGUAAUUAAUAUAGUUUUAUAAUAACGCUGGAAGAUGAUAUGCGAGAUAAAUACUCAUUUUCAAUCAAUAAAUGAUAUGCGCUACUUCCGAUGUGUUUUUUUUUUCGUUACUAUUUCAUACACGGUAAAAUUUGAAUUAGUGUAUAAUUAUUUGCCUUUGUUAACAUUAAUAGAACAUAUUAAAAAGCUGCAGUUUUAUUAUUUCCUAUCUGUAUAUAAAUGUUCAUUACCACAAUUUUAUUAUUAUUUCAAUAAAUAGUCAAUAAACUGUAAUAAGUAUAUAGACAGAAACAUCGGGUAUGGACAUCAUAAGUAGCGAUAUGAUUAUAGACACCUUUUUUCUUUAUCCCUGAAGUUAAAUAAGUAGAAGAAACGACUUUUUUAUUGACAUAUUGAACUUUACAAACAGAAUACUUAUAUCAAAUUCUUAUUUUUGACUCAAGAAAUGUGAUAUAUUAUAAAUGUCAAAAGGUUGUUCCAUUGUAAAAUAAUAAACGAAAAUGUAACAGAUUUAGUAUGAUUAUAAUAAGUAUGUCAAUGAGAUCAAUUAUGGCAAAAAUGUUCCUAAUGAUUAUUUAAAUAACCCCUCGAGAGGUUUAAUUUUUAAAAUUAUAAAAAUUUCCAUCGAUACAGUAAAAUGAAUAGUGGAUAUAAUAUAAUGCUGUAGUAAGUUCGAAAUGCCAAAUAUCGUGCCAAAAACCCCACUUUAACUGUGGAUAUUUGUUCUGUAGACAUGGAAAAACAGAACCAUGACAAAAUCGAUUAAAGUAUAUGAAAUC
Molecule: messenger RNA, 3470 nt
Organism: Diatraea saccharalis (sugarcane borer)
Lineage: Eukaryota; Metazoa; Arthropoda; Insecta; Lepidoptera; Crambidae
Source: the annotation of a GenBank genome assembly